Molecule: messenger RNA, 2646 nt
Organism: Cavenderia fasciculata
Lineage: Eukaryota; Evosea; Eumycetozoa; Acytosteliales; Cavenderiaceae
Gene: top1
Product: DNA topoisomerase I
Exons: 6
Coding region: 1-2646 (881 amino acids)
Biological process (GO): chromosome segregation; DNA topological change; DNA replication
Cellular component (GO): nucleolus; chromosome
Molecular function (GO): DNA binding; DNA topoisomerase type I (single strand cut, ATP-independent) activity
Source: RefSeq, a predicted model, not a curated record
AUGUAUAAAUACAAUCAAAGAUAUUACCUCUUCGAUGGUUAUAAUGUAACUUAUUUUAUCAACUAUCAUUUCAUAUUCCCAUUCAUGAAUGAUAGUAGUAUUCUCAUUGUUUGCAUAGCAAUCUAUCUAUACAUUUGUGUACAUUUAUAUAUACUCUGUUGUGUAUUUGUAUCUCUUAUUAUAUCAUACUUGACCUCCAACAAUAACCUAAAUAAUGGUAACAAACAACCUUUAUAUAUCUUUACAAGAGAGACCAAUAAUGGUGUUAUGAAGGUUGUAGAUGAUGAUUCAGACUUGGUUACAAACGAAAGCUCGGAUGAGGAACCAGUUAAACCAUCAUCAAAUGGUAUUAAGAAACCAUCUACUCCUCCAUUAAACAACAACAACAAUAACAAUAACAAUAACAAUGGUACACCAACGAAACUAUCUACUCCACCACUCAACAGUAAUGGAGUUAAUAAGAAUUAUAAAAGUAGUCCUACAUCAACAACGUCGACAACUUCAACAACAUCUACAACUUCAACUACUUCAAAUAAUAACAAAAAAGUAAAGAAGGAAUCGUCACCAAUGGAAAUUGAUGAACCAGUUACCAAGAAAUCAUCACCAAAGAUUAAUGGAACACCAAAGAAACCUCUAUCACCACCACUCAAAAAGGCAACUCCUGCAAAGCGUAAGCAAGCUGAUUCGAGUGACUCUUCUGAUUCGAGUGACAGUGACUCGAGCGAUAGUGAUAGUGAUAGCGACAGUGAUUCAUCUUCAGACUCGAGCGACAGCGAUUCAUCUUCAGAUUCUGAUUCAUCAGGCAGCGACUCUGACUCAUCAGACAGCGACUCUGAUUCAUCAGACGAUUCUGGCAAGAAAAAGAAAAAGACACCAGCCAAGAGAAAGGUGGUCAUUACCAAGAAAGAACCCAAAAAGAAAAAGACACCGGCAAAGAAGACACCAGUAAAGAAGGAGACCACACCAGCCAAGAAAGCACCAGCCAAAAAGGCAGCAGCAGCCAAGAAGGAAAAGACGUCCACCACUUCUACCACCUCGACAAGAAAGAAAGUUAAAAAAGAAGAAUCUGAUUCAGAGGAUGAUAAAAAGUCAAAGGGAAAGAAGAGAAAGAAGGCAGACGACAGUGACGACGAUGAAGAGGAUGCAGAAGAUGGAUAUAAAUGGUGGUUGGAAAAGGACCAUCCUAAUGGUGUUAAAUGGGAGACAUUGACUCACAAUGGACCUGUUUUCCCACCCGACUAUGAACCACAUGGAAUUAAAUUAUACUACGAUGGCAAGGCACUAGAACUCACACCAAUUCAAGAAGAAGUUGCCACUUUCUAUGCUACCUAUCUUGAAACUGAGCAUGUUCAAAAAGAACAAUUUAGAAAGAACUUUUUCGCUGAAUUUAGAGCUUUACUUAGUACUGAACAACAAAAAGUUGUAAAAUCGUUUGAAUUAUUGGAUUUCUCAAAGAUUCACAAGUUUUUAGUUGCACGUAAAGAAAAGAGACUAGCAAGAACAACCGAAGAGAAAAAGGAAGAAAAGGAUGAAAAGGAAAAGUUGAGAGAAAAGUAUGGAUAUGCCAUGGUCGAUGGUCACAAGCAAAAGAUUGGUAAUUAUAUGGUCGAACCUCCAGGAUUGUUUUUGGGUAGAGGUAAACAUCCAAAGACUGGUAUGCUAAAGAACCGUAUCUAUCCAUCGGAUGUGACAAUCAACAUUGGCAGUGAGGCAGAUGUGCCAGAACCACCCAUCAAGGGGUACAACUGGAAACAAGUCAUCCACAACAACACAGUGACUUGGUUGUCGUUUUGGAAGGAGAAUGUCAACGGUGGCUACAAACUGCGCGUGGUCUCAAAGAGUGUAUCGACGACAUUCGUGACGGUUACAAGCACAAGCUCAAGAGCUCCAACCGUAAGGAGGUGCAGUUGGCACUCGGUCUCUAUCUCAUCGACAAGUUGGCGUUGCGUGUUGAUGACUGGUUUGUCGGCCAAAGUGUUCCGUACAUACAACGCAUCGAUCACCCUACAGAACGAGCUCGCCAAGAUGCCCGACGACCUCGAAACGAUCGACGAAAAGAUCCUCUUUUACACACGUGCCAAUCGUGAGGUUGCCAUCCUCUGUAACCAUCAGCGUUCGGCUCCCAAGACACACACCGAGUCGAUGGGCAGAUUCCAAGCCAAGAUUGACGAGCUUGACGACCGCAAGAGACUGGCCGCGCACGAUCUCAACCAACUCAACGAGAAAAAGGGUGAAGCUCUCUCGUCUUCUGAAAAAAAGAAGAUCAUGAAACGUGAGGAUGAAAGAUUGAAAGCUGCCAUUCAAAAGGCCAUCGAAACCAACAAGGACGCCGAAAAGACCGACGAAGAGGUUCGCCAAGAAGCAGAGACCAAGUUUGAAAGAUCUCGUAAGCUCUCGGAUCAAGUUGACAAACUAGAGCUCAAGAUUGCGUCGCUCGAGGAACAAAUCAAGAAACAGGAAUUGACAAAGACUGGAAAAGAUGAAACAUCAACCGUCGCCCUUGGUACCUCAAAGAUUAACUACUUGGACCCAAGAAUCACAGCUGCAUGGUGCAAAAAGAUGGAAGUUCCCAUUGAAAAGAUCUUCUCAAAGACUUUGCGUGACAAGUUCCCCUGGUCUGAUGUUGAUGAAGAUUGGGAAUUCUAA